CAAUGAAAAUACUGAGUAACAUGUUGAACGCCCCAGGUCCAGCGCAGUUCUGCUGCUUUCAGUUAAAUGGUGGUGUUUGGUGUUGGUUACUUAAGCGAUGGCACACAGUUUCGCCAAAUGGGAUUGGUCCAUUUUCAGAUCAAUCCGGAUAAAGAGAGCAAAUAAAGCCGAAUAUAUUAUACGACGCUAAGAUUUAACACGAAGUGUUUUAGUAUAUAUUCAAAGCUGUACUACGCAAAAUUUAUAGUAGUUGUGAUAUUACGUAAUGUAUCGUCCAUUUCGAACAUUGAACUUUACUGUAGAUAGAGUAAUUCUAAUUCUUUGUUUCUCUUUAUACAACUAGCAAAAACCAGAAAGAACACUAAUAUUAAAAAUUAUAUUUAUCCAAAGUUGGACUGUUUUCCUUCCAAAUCGCUAUCCAGAUAUUAAAACAAAUGCUUGAAAGUCCCUAUUCCAAUAUUUAUAUUAUUUACAAAGACUAUUUUUGACCCGUAAGCAACUUUUACUUCACCCAUCCCCGGAAUAUAUUUAUUUUUAGUUAUUAUAGUUUGCCUCUCCCCGUAACCUAAAAGAGGAAAUAAAAAAAUCAAUUGCGCUAUUUUACCACUUAAAAAACAGCCGCGUCGCCUUUAGAGCCAAUGAACUUUUUCAUAAAUAUGGAAUAAUUUGCACGCUAUCAUCGACAUAAUAUUCUAAAAUUCAAGAAAAUUUUUGUCUCAAGUUAUUAUCUUCGUCAAUUUCACACUAUUAUAAUAAAUACAACAGGCUCAAAAAUGCCAAUUGAAUCAAUUUCUUCGUGCAAAUCAUCUAAAAUCUGCGAAGCGAAUUAUCGGCUAAAGUAAUAGUUACGCAACGCAGUCUCUUACAUCCGAAUUCAAUCCAGGAAGAACAGGAAAAGAAUGAAAUCUUUCAUGGAAAGCAAUUGCUCCCGACAUGACGUAACAAACGACUCCAAGGUAACCACAUCAUCACUGACAAGCAAUUCGGGUCUACUCGGCACGAAUAAUAACGAGACAACGCCACCCGGUAAAACGACACUCGAAGGAAACUUUAACGAUGAAAAGACAGAAAAUCACGUGGUGGUCGAAAAUGGAGAUCACGUGAUUAAAUCAGGUCCUGUGGAAAAUGACGCAGAUGACGAUGAACAAAUUGAUGUGGAGAAUUCAGAUUUGGAAACUUCGUCCGAAGAAGUCAAAAGCCGAAACAAAAAACAAACUGAUAAGAAAGAAGUUAAAAAUGAGCCACUUGGAAAGAGCUCAGAAUAUGGUUGCGAUUGGUGUCACGACACUUUCAAAACAAUUGAGCAACUAAAACUCCACGAGCUGACUUCGUGUCCAGAGUUGCAACAGCCGAGAAACAAUCUCUCACCCCCGACUACAGGCAGCGUCCCCUCGACCGAAUCAAUUUCGAAACUAAUCAGUCAAAUCACAAAGUCACAAGAGAGUCAUUUUGCAGCGCCCGACAGUCGUGUUCAUACAAUUCAAAAACCGCCGCCCGCGAAACCUGAUUUUUCAACUUUAACUAGCAUUUCACAGUUUUCCCCAUAUGGUAACUCCUCUUCGCUUUCGCCGACAUCCGCACCCAACUUUGCAGGAGCGACUGCCGAAUCUCAACAACUGAAAGAAGUUUUAGACAGGUUGAGCGCUCGGAGCCGAGAACAUCUGUCGCCGAGUGAAUCUCUAAAUUCGGGAAUUUUAACCGAACAACAAAAGUUUCUAAUCUAUCAACAUAAUCAGCAACGAAUAAGACAACAGCACAGCCAGUUUUUAGCGAGCCAACACAGGAACUUCCAGCAAAGCGCUGCCGCUUACAUAUCGUCACAAAACUCAGGAGCUUAUCAAGAGUAUCUAAAAAGGCUCAGUGCUUCGAAUUCUCUUCACGCGUUAAACGAAGCUAUUCGCUCUGCCAAAAUGGCCAGCAAAUCUACCCCUCCCCCGUUGGAAAAACCAGGAGUGAUCGUACCCCCACCCCCUCAGCUUCUGAGACCGACUACUCAAAGCUCAGCCGAGAUGUUCAAAGCGUCCGAGCCACGACAAUCAUUGCCGGAAACGUCGACACGACCCGCGAUGUGUCAUAUUUGUCGGAUUCAGUUCACAGACAUUGAGUACUUAGCACGUCACUACAUAGACAGUCACCCGUCGUUGUUGCCAGGGUUGAGUCCCACAGGUUCCAGCGUGUCACCGGGUCUUCAAGGUAUGGGGUUCGGGAGUGGUAGCCAGUUCAGAAGAAUAGCUGGCAGGACUGACUCUGUUAUCCAACCCCACCCUUCCAGAGUAGAUAUUUCCAGCCCACUCUCAAACAACCCCCACUUUCUAGCAUUAUCUAAUCAAGGGAAGCUAGCGAUAUCUUCUCUGCCUGUAGACGUCUCAUCCGCUCACCGUGAGAUGCAACAUGCUCGAUUACCACCCCCACCUUUCUUCACGUCCCCGACUAGUGCACUAAAUGAGUCACUCAUUCGUCAACACCAGCAGCAGCAGUCACUACAAAGCAGCAAACUCAGUUCAGAAGGGGUGGGGGGACAAGGCCUGGUCACACCUCCCGGUAGCACUACUUUGUUGCCGUCACCCCCAACCCACCCCCAGAACCCAUUCCAGUCUCUAACGCACCCCCACCAAUCACAUCGAGGCGCAGGGGUACCUCACUCAUUGCUCGAAGGAGUGCAACACGCGGGUGGGUUGUUGCCGACGGCGACUGGCAAUCCGACAGGGGUGGUUGGGACAGGACAGUUCCUUCCGCCUCUUCUCGGCUCGCGGGGAGAACUGACACUCGGGCCCGACGAGCGAAUAAUCACGUGCGGCGUCGGACCCGACAUGUUUCUACUAUACAGGUGCGAAAGCUGCGAGUACACCACCACAAAUGUUCACGCUCUGCAAAUACACCAGAAAAGUCACCUCUAUUCGCACAUAUCGUGCAAAAUAUGUCACGCUACCUUCGUGAACCGAGACAUGCUUGAAGAGCACAUGAAGACGCACAAAGUGGGACCUGACUUCAUCUGUGACAUUUGCGGAACUGGCUUGAGAACCUUGCAGAAGAUCGUACAACAUAGACGAACCCAUACUGGCGAAAAACCAUUCAAAUGUGAGAAGUGCGACUACAGAUGCAGUCGGAAGGACAAUCUGAAACUGCACUUCAAGCGACAUUUGGAGAAGCAGUUCUUCUGCAGAAUCUGCAGGUACGGGGCAGGAGACAUGAAGGAUCUGCAGAAGCACUACAUUAAGAAACACAAUCGCGAAAUGCCAGAAGAGCACCGUGCUUUGACUCUGAUGUCAGUGGACCCAAUGAUGCGAGACCUCCGAGGACGCAGCGAAUCCAGUCUCCUCACAGACCCCCUCAAGAGAGACUUGUCUUAUGUGUGUGAGUUGUGUGGCUUCAUGGCCAGCAGUCCCUAUGGCCUCGAGAAGCACAAAAAGCGAAGCCAUACAGCCAUAGACAAGAUAUAUUCGUGUCAAUUCUGCAAUUUCCAGUGCGCCAGAAAAGUUAAUUUGGCCAUUCAUAUGCGACAGCAUCCGGUUCCUAUUGGAUACAAAAUCCCCCCUCCUACAACUCCGAGGCCAUCUGCUCCCCCUUUGGGGGGCAAAAUCGAGGACUAUCCGGGCCUAUUGAGACCCACUCAAGUCUCGACUCUGAGAUCCGAAAGCGAGAGUCCGGAAAAGUUCUCGCCGAUAAGCUCAGUUGCCAGUUCGGACGUCAACAUGAAAAUGGACCCGAACAGCCCCGAAACCGAAACAGAGUCGGAACACUCGUCAGGGGUUAUGAAAUACGAGUUGAAAAACCGAGUCGAGAAAAAUAAUCGAGUGACUCCUUUCUCGGAACCUCCCGGAUGCUCGUCGACACAAAGCUCGCCGGUCGUUUUUGCAGACGACCAAGGCCUGACUACUUUUGCAUCACGGAAAUCGGAAAGUUCUUUAGCUGCAAACCUCAAAAUGAAUCAUAGUUUUCUGUCAAAAUUUCCAUUGUCUUCGCUUUCAAGAAGCGAAAUAAAGGAAAUUUUGAAAUCCGGACCACUAAACAUGUCAAGUGUUGACGAUAUUGAAAUGAAUGACGACGAUGAAAUGAAUUCCGACGACGAAGAAGCUACUGAUGACGUAAUGGAUUUCGGUAGAGACAGCUCGCUUAACCCGAUUUCUUCUGACUCAACUCAAGUCAAAAAUGAAGAGGAAUUGACGAACGACAUGCCGAUGUUUUCGGAGUCGGAAGUUCUCGACUUGACGACAAGUAAUAGUCCGACAAUGAAAAUCAGCCAGUCGCCUCUGCCUUCCCCACCAGCAGCUAUUGCAUCGCCGACUGUCACUAUUGUUACGUAAUGACAAUGUUACGCAAUACUUUUUACAAUGUUACACGCAAUGUAUGUAACACAUACAAGCCAAAAUAGAUGAGAAUUUUAGUGUAACUGACAGCAAAACUUUCAAUUUUUUAAAGUGUACUUCAGAUUACGGACGUUUAAAAAAUUUCCAGUACUUACAAGCAUGUGUUUUAUUUCUAAAUUCACUGUUUGAUCAAUGUUUCAUCAAUUAAAUGCCUUACUUUUUUGCGCUGGAGUCAAAACUAAAAUUGAUGGUUUAUUAUUUUCAAAAAAUAGUAAUUGAUCAUUUAUUGACUAAAAUUAUGACCUUUUCAUGGAUAUUCUUUCUUAUUCUUGUAUUCAAGCGUGUUUUCGAAUGUAAUAUUUUUGAUAUAGCUUUUGUAAAAAAAUGACUUUCCUAAUUUCAUGACUUUUCUUUCGCUUAUUCAUGCUUUAUUUCACGUGGCUUUCUACUUCGAAAUAUCACUCUUUCAAAUAAAUGGGCGCAAAAUUUCUUAUGAAGUUAAAAUGAUCAUAAACGUAAAAUACGCCCAUUUAAAUGUUGCUACUUUGCCUUCAUUUGUAUUGUAACCGCAGCAUUAGAUUGUGUUUUUUUUUUAUUAAUGAAAAUGCCAUAUGCAUUAUAACUAGAAGUUGCUUCAAUCAUUAAUCUAUCUCUUUCGCCUUGGCUAUCACUGGCUGCAUUUUGUUGUUUUUGACUCUAGACUUUUCUGACUAUAUAAUCUAUGUGUAAAUUGGCUGUAAUCUGAACUUGUCGGGUAGAAAAAUACUCUGAGUUUGAUGACAUAAAUAUAAAAUUAAGUGAUGUUUAGAUUGAUAAAAUGAUUAUCAAAAUAUUAUCAAAGAUAAGUUGAAGGCGCUUCUGUGAUAGGUGUUCAUGCUUAUUUUUCAUUCUCAGGGAUCUUUGUUAAAUAGACGUUUAUAUGCUACCCGCAAAUCCGAAAAUUCAUAUUUUCGUUCCUUCA
Symsagittifera roscoffensis is the source of this 5268-nucleotide messenger RNA. RefSeq lists its product as uncharacterized. Gene Ontology annotation, molecular function: DNA-binding transcription repressor activity, RNA polymerase II-specific; RNA polymerase II cis-regulatory region sequence-specific DNA binding. The transcript has 9 exons. The coding region runs from base 900 to 4304 and encodes 1134 amino acids. The record is from RefSeq and is a predicted model, not a curated record. Gene Ontology annotation, cellular component: nucleoplasm. Gene Ontology annotation, biological process: regulation of transcription by RNA polymerase II. NCBI's taxonomy places the organism in Eukaryota, Metazoa, Xenacoelomorpha, Acoela, Convolutidae.